CCCUCUCCAUAUAUAACCAUGGACUCAGAGUAUGAGCAAGGCCACGUCCAUAAACUGAAGGCACAACACAUGCGGAUGCAGGAGAAAACCUUCACCAAUUGGGUCAAUAACGUCUUUCACCAUGGCAAGGCUGGCAUCAAGAUCCAGAAUAUGUACCUUGAGCUGGGAAAUGGUAUCCACCUGUUGAAGCUGCUUGAGCUCAUCUCUGGGGAGGUCCUACCUCCACCCAACCGAGGACGAAUGCGGGUACAUUUCCUGGAAAACAACAGCCGGGCUCUAGCCUUCGUGAGGUCCAAGGUGUCAGUGCCCCUAAUUGGUCCAGAGAACAUCGUUGAUGGAGACCAGGCACUCAUCCUUGGACUCAUCUGGGUCAUCAUCCUGCGUUUCCAGAUCUCUCACAUUUCCCUGGACAAGGAGGAGUUUGGGGCCAGUGCAGCUCAGCUGUCUGCUAAGGAGGCAUUGCUGGUCUGGUGCCAGAGGAAGACAGCUGGCUAUCCCAACGUGAACAUCACUGACUUCUCUCAAAGCUGGAGUGACGGUCUAGGCUUUAAUGCCCUCAUCCAUGCCCACAGGCCCGACCUGGUCAGGUACAGCUCUCUUCAGCCCAGCAAGCCCCUCUACAACCUGGAGAAUGCUUUUGAAGUGGCCCACCGAGAUCUGGGCAUCUCCAGGCUGCUGGAUCCCGAGGACGUUGCUGUCCCAAGGCCCGAGGAGUGCUCCAUCAUGACCUACGUCUCUCUCUACUAUCACUGUUUCUCCCACCUACAUCAGGGACAGACCGUCCAGAAGAGACUGGCCAAGAUCCUGCAGCAGCUUCAGGAGACGGCCGCCUUACAAGCCCGGUACGAGCAGCUGGUGUCAGAGCUGCUGGCCUGGAUCGCCGAGCAGAAGGCCCGGCUGGAGGAGCGACAUUUCCCUGACACUCUUUCGGCCACGCGGAGGCUGCUGGCCGCCUUCGCCGCCUUCCGCAAGGACGAAAAGCCCCGUGGGCUAGAGCAGCGAGGGACAGCCGAGGCACUGCUGUUCCAUCUGAACGCUACCCUCCAGGCCCAGAACCGGCGGCCUUUCCUGCCCCCUGAGGGCCUGGGCCCGGGGGAGCUGGCCAGGUGCUGGGCAGCGCUGGAGAGGGCCGAGUCCUGUCGGGAACAAGCACUACAGAAACAGCUGCUUAGACUGGAGAGGCUGGAGACGCUGGCCCGACGCUUCCUGCGCAAGGCGGCCCUACGGGAGAGCUUCCUGGUGGACACAGAGCAGGUUCUGAACCAGCUGGGCGCCCCAGUGCCCAGCUCCGCCCUGCUGGCCGCUGCCAUCCAGAAGCUGGGGACCCUGGAGGCCGAGGUGCUCCCCCAGGAGGGCCGGUUCCUGGCCUUGGCUGAGAUUGCCUCCUUCCUGGAGCAGGAGCGAUACCACGGCUGGGCAGAGGUGGCCCGAAGGCAGAAGGAGCUCUCUCAGCGCUGGGAACGGCUCCUAGGAGAGCUUCAAGAAAGAAAGGAACAUUUGGCGAAUUCUGGGGUGGCACUGGGGCUGCUUCAAGAGGUGGAUGCUGCUACUGAAGAGCUGAAGGAAGUACAGGUGCUGGCCAACUCCCCGGCCUAUGGGCUGCCUUUGGCCGAGGUAGUGGAGUUGCUGCAGAGACACGAGCUGCUGGAAGCCCACGUCUCUUCCCAGAGUGCCCUUGUGAGCCACCUCAUCGAAAGGACUGCACAGCUGAGCAGCAUCACAAGCGCCCCCCUGGAUGGGCUGCAGAUCCGAACCUGGGGCUUGUCGCAGGUCUACCAGAGCCUGAUUUUACUUGUCAGGGCCCGGAAGGCCCUCCUGGACCAGGCCCUACAGCAGGCUGAGUUCCUAAACAGCUGUGAUGAAGAAGAAUCCUGGCUCCAAGAGAAGAGACAAGUCACUCAAGCGGCUACCUUGGGCCGGGACCUGAGCCACAUCACAGCAGCUCUCUGGAAAUACAAGGCCCUGGAGACUGAAAUCCGCUCCCACCAAGCAGUGUGCGUGGAAAUCACUAGGAAGGCAAGAGAGCUGAGCCUCCAGUGGCACCCAGGCCAACCAGACCCACAGGAGCGGGCAGAGGCUAUCCACAGCCAGUGGCAGCACCUCCGGGACACCACGGCAAAGCUCCUGGCCCGUCUCCAGGCUGCCUUGUUCAUCAAGCAGUAUUUUGCAGAUGUGAGUGAAGUGCAAUCUUGGCUGCAGGAGCAGCGGUCCUUGUUGGCCAAUGAGGACUAUGGAAAGGAUGAGGCCGGUGUGAUGGUCCUGCUCCAGCGUCACCAGAGACUAGAGAGAGAAAUGUGGGCCUGUGGGCUGGAACUGAGGAGGCUUGAGGAGCAAGCCCAGACUGCUGCCCAUCAAGCCCCACUUCUGGAAGAGAGCCAAGAAGGCUGGAGUGAGGUGGAUGAGGAUGGAGCGAGCAAGUCCCAGGGCUGGGCACAGAACUCAGCAGUGGCUGGCUAUCAGCAGAGCCAUCAGCUCCAAGGCCCCCGAGUCCGGAUGCGUUUCACAUAUAGAGGGGAGAACUUUGCCUGGACACGGGGACACAUCCUGGAGUUGGUUGCCAAGACAAGUCCUUCUACCUGGAAGCUGAAGGACCCAGAAGGAUGCCAGGCAGAGGUGCCAAUAAGCUACAUUACAGAGCUUGAACCUUCCCAGGUGGCAUUACUGAUGAGCCCUUUGUGCAAAAGACCAAGGAACCAAGGAAGCAGGCAGAGAUCCUCCUGGCGAUCUGUCCGCUGGGGCACCCAGGAGAUCACCAGCCCACUGGAGCCAGAUCUUCAUUUUGACCCUGAAACAAUCCACAAGACCCAAGGCCAACUAAAUCAGGAGUACCAGGAUCUACAGGCCCUGGCACAGCAUCGCAGGAGACGGCUAGAAGAAAUGUCCACCCUAUUCUGCUUCUAUGACUCCUGUGGAGAACUCCAGUCCUGGCUAGAGGACCAGACAGUGUUGUUCCAGACUCUGAAGCCCCAGCCUGAGAAUGUGGAGGCUGACAAGCAUAAAUUUGAGAAUUUCCUCAUUGCUCUGGCUGUGGGGAAAGGCCACUUGGCAGAGAUCAGAAGUUCAGCAGAAAAACUGAGGCAGAGAAAUCCUGAUCAUGCAGCCAGGAUCCAGCAGUGGCAACAGGAACUCGGCCAGAGAUGGGAGCAGCUGGAGGCCCUGAAGGAGGAGAAAGGAUUCCAUCUGGCAAGCAUGGCGGACGUGCACAGCUUCCUGCAGGAGUGUGGACCCACCCAGACCCAGCUUCAGGAUGUGGGGGUGAAGCUAGAGGCUAUGAUGCCAGCAGGCUCAACAGGCAGCUGUCACCAUUCCCUGCAGUCAAUCCAACAUGAGAUCUUGGUGCUGGAGCGCAAAAUCUGCUAUCUCAUCAGUGUGGUGACCAAGAUUGAAGAGACAAGCCCUACAGAGAGCCCAGGAUUGAGGGAACGAGUGGAGACCCUGCAGGCCCUGCUGAAGCAAGUGCAGGCCCAGGCUGCCCAGAGGACUCAGGCCCAGGCCCAGGCCCAGGCAGGGCACAACUUCCUGAGGGAGAGUCGGCAGCUGCUGCUGUGGGCAGAGGGCAUUCAGUCUCAGCUAGAGAGCAAGGAGAUGGGUGUGGACGUGGCCUCGGCCAAGCAACUGCUGGAGAAGCACCGAGACCUGCGGGAAGAGAUCCAUGCCCAGCAGGAAAGGAUGAGACAGCUGGAGGCUCGAGGCCGGCAGCUCAGCAGCUUGGAGGCCCAGGACGCCCAGGCGGUGGCCGCUGCUCUGGAGCAGCUGAGACGACAGGCCCACAGAGUGGACGCUGCGUGGGAGCAGGGCCAGCAGCGGCUGCAGCAAGGGGUGGAACUACAGAUGUUUGUCCAGGAAGCAAACCGCUUCGAUGCUGCCUGUUCCAACCAUGAAGCUUUCCUUCGACUGGACAGCCUCGGGGAGGACGUCAGUGAUGUGCAGAAUUUGUUGCAACAACACCAGGAAUUUAACCAGCUCCUACAGACCUUGGGUCCACGUGCAGAGAACCUGAGGUCCCAUGGGAAGAAGCUGACAGAGAAUUUCCACUUUGCUAGCCACAUGAUCAGAGAAAGGAUAGCAAGUAGCCAGAAUCGAUGGACCAAACUCCAGGAGAUGAGUGAGCAAAGAAAGAGGCAGCUACUGGCUUCCCUCCAGUUACAGAAAUGGAACCGGGAUGUGGCAGAAAUGAUGUUGUGGAUGGAGGAGAAAUGUUUGAUGGCUGCAGAUGAGUCAUCCCGAGAGCCUGGAGUCAUCCUCCGCAAGCUCAAAAGGCAUGAGGCCACGGAGAGCGAGGUGCUGGCAAACGGUGCGAUGGUGGAGCAGCUCCAGCAGCUUGGAAUCAAGCUUCUAGACACCGAGCACCAUGCCCGGGAAGAAACGAGAGCAAAGCUACAGGACUUGGACAAAACGUGGAAGGAGCUGAAUCACAAAAUGGCGGCACACGGAGAUGAGUUACGGCAGGCAGGACAACAGGCGCAGCUCCUGGAGCUGCUGCAGGAAGCCAAAGAGAAAAUGGAGCAGAUGGAACGGGGGCUACAGAGUGCAGAGACCGGUCAAGACCUUCACUCCAGCCGGGAGUUACAGAGAAAACAGAAGCAACUGGAAAGCGAGAGCCAACAGUUGGCAGAGAAGAUGAGCACCAUUGUUACCCACGCCCAAAGUGUUGCCGCCAAUCGCUUUGACUCCCAGACCAUCCUGGAUGAGACACAAAAAUAUCUUCAAAGGUUUCAGGCUCUUCAGGGGCCAUUGGCAGCACGUCGGCAGCAGCUGAGGGCAUCAGUAGAACUUUACCAAUUCUACCACUUACAAGGCCUGGAGAUCACGUGGGUGAAGGAGCGCCUGCCCAGUGCCAGCUCCGUGGUCUAUGGCCAAUCCCUGGAUGCAGCCCAGAGGCUUCUGUACAAGCACAAGGAGCUUCAGGCAGAAGUGAAAGCUCACCAGUCCCAAAUGCAGAAGGUGCUGGCAUCCGGGCAAAGCCUGGCAGCCUGUGGGCACCCCUCUGCACUGGACAUCACAGAACGGUGCCAGGAUCUGGAGAGCUGCUGGCUAGGGCUGGGUGAAGCCUGCCAGGGGCGAGCCAGGCAGCUGCAGCACUCUGUUGCCUUGUAUCAGUAUUUGCUUGACGUAUCAGACUUGGAAGGCUUGUUGGGAGAGAAGCGGCCAUUAGUGAGCAGCCAAGACUACGGCAAGGACCAGUUGGCCACCGUCAGCCUCAUCAAGAAGCACACGGUCCUGGAACAAGAGCUGGCCCUCUAUGGGAGCUUCGUAGCAGAGCUUGUCCAGACUGCACAAACCUUCACCAGUCCCAGAGCUCCUAAGGAGCUCCCUGUGCCCCCAGGACAGCUCCAAAACCAGCUGCAGGAGCUGCAAGAACUGGCGACCACAAGGGGCCGUCGGCUGGAGGAGGCGUUGAGGCUGCACGAGUUCAUCCAAGAGGCUGAGGAGCUCCAGGGCUGGCUGGCCAGGCAGAAGCAGGUGGUCAGCAGUGAGGAGGAGCCUGGAGAAGACUACGCUCAUGUGCGGCACCUCCGGGCCAAGCAUGAGCUGUUUCAGCACCAGGUGGAGACAGGUGGAAGGCGGGUGGCAAACUGCCAACAGCUGGCAGAGACCCUGCUGGAGGGUCAGCACGUUGCCAACCAAGAGAUCCACCAGAGGCAUCAGGAACUACGGAGCACCUGGGCAGAGCUGUGGGGGCUGACCCAAGCCCGGGGCCAAUCGCUCAGGAAUGCAGAGACCACACUCAAGAUUCAGCAGGACCUCACAGAGGCCCUCACCCACAUCCAGGAAAAAGCCACAAGCCUUCCUGAUGACCUGGCACAGGACAGGCAUGGGGUCCAGGCUCAGCUCCGGCGGCAUGAGGAGCUGGAAAAUGAGCUCUCCGGCACUGAGCAGCAACUGCAGGAGCUGUUGGAUAAAGCCGAUGAGAUGCAGAAGCUGUGCUGGGGAGCUCGCCUGGAGGCCCUGCAAAGGCAGCAGGAGGCUGUGGUGCAGAGCUGGGAGACACUGAGGCUGCGGGUGGAAAGACGCAGGGGAGAGCUGGAACAGGCCUGCUUGCUGACUGGCUUCCAUACUGUGGUACAAGAGUAUUCAACGUGGGCUGCUGGAGUUCAGAGGGAACUACAGGCAAAGGAGACCUCCCGAGAUGCCAGCAGCAGCCACUUACAGCUCAGUACACACCAGGACGUCCGGGCAGAGCUGAAGGCCCGGGAGGAGGUGUACCAACAGGCGGUCCAGCUGGGGCAGGGGCUGCUCCUUGAGGAGGGAGCACCUGCUGAAGAGAUCCAGGAGAAGCUGGGAGCCCUACGGGAAGAGCGGCAGAAGGUGUUCCAGGCUUGGGAGAGGAAGCAGGAACAGCUGAUGUCCAUGCACCUUGAACAGCAAUUCCGCAGGGAUUGUGACUACUUAAAUAAGAUCCUCACUGCCCAGGAGGUCUAUCUGAAAACCAGUACCUUGGAGAGCUCUGUGGAAGGCCUGGAGAGGCUGAUCCGGAGGCAUGAAGCUUUCCAGAAGAUUCUGGAUGCCCAGGAUGAGAAGGAAGCAGCCUUGCAGGAACAGGUGAAGCAGCUCAGGGGAGUCAGGGUGUGUGAAUUACUGAAUUUGGUGCGGCAGCGUCGAAUGCAAGUAAAGGAGCGGGCCAAGAGCCAUGGAGAAGCCUUGCAUACCACCCUGUUGCUGGCGAGUUUUACCAGGGAGGUGUCUGAGGUCAGAACCAGAGCAGGACCAGCAGGGCAGUCACGGACAGGACAACUGAGCGGAGUGAACCAGGCCCCAGUAGACUGGGGGCUCUCCACCACCCCUAGGAAGGGUGGGCUUAGAAAGGGUAUUCUGGGUUCUCUCCAACAGGGGUGGGAAUGGGGUAGGGCAGUAAGGAUCCAGCCAGAAAGGCUUUGGGGCAGAGAAGAGGGGAAGGUGGGAGACAAUACUUUAGGGACGGGGACCAAGAAGACGAGACCUCCCAGUGCCGGGCCUUUGUUGCAGAAGGGAGAAGCUCUCCUGGCCCAGAGCCAUCCUCAGGCUACAGAAAUUCUGGAGAAACAGCAGAGUCUUCAGGAACACUGGCACAAGCUGAGGCAGGCCUUGCUGGCCAGGGGCCAGGGCCUAGAGGACAAACGAGACUUUUUGGAGUUCCUGCAGCGUGUGGACCAAGUAGAAGCCUGGAUCAGGCAGAAGGAAGUGAUGGUGAAUGUGGGAGACUUGGGACAAGAUUAUGAACACUGUCUACAGCUCAGCAGAAGGCUAAGUGAAUUCCAAGGAACUGCCUUAUGGGAGACAGUGGAUGAUACCCACAUCAAGGCCAUUAAUGCCUUGUCCCUUCAGCUCAAGAGCCGAGACCCAGAGGAGGUCAAGAUCAUCUACCAGCGGCGACACCAACUCAAUGAGAGAUGGAAUAAUUUCCAUGGCAACCUCCUCCGAUAUCAGCAACAGCUAGAAGGUGCCCUGGAGAUGCAUGCAAUGGUUCAGGAGUUGGACAAUAUUAUGGAGAGGAUUGAAGAAAAGAGUGCUCUGUUGCAGGCCCCCAACUAUGGAAAGGAUCUGGGGGAUGUAGAGAGGCUGCUGAGGAAACACGAGGAACUUGAUCGGGAAAUUAGUGUCAUCCAAGCCCAGAUAGAGCCCCUGGAACAGGAGGUCAGCCGAUUGUGCCAAAGGAGCCCUGGGGCAGCCCAAGCCCUCAUCAACAAACAUCGGGAGUUGGACAGCAGCUGGCAGAGGCUGCAGACUCAGGUCAAGCAGAGGAGGGAGAAACUGGAUUCCUCAUACCAAGUACAGAAGUUAUAUACAAUGCUGCAAGAACUGUUACAUUGGGUAAGGGAGCUAAAGACUCAAAUAGAGAUGGGAAGACUUCCCAGCAGUCCUACCGAGGCCAGACAGCUGAUGGAGGAGCACCAGGAUCUCAAGGCAGAGCUGUCAGCCAGGGCAGAGAGUAUCGAUCGAAUACGAAAUACUGGGAAACAGCUACUUGAAGCCAGACACCCAAUGGCCCCAGAUAUAUGCCAGGCCCUGGCCAAUUUUGAGCAUGAAUUAACAGGGUUGGAGGAGAGCUGGCAGGAACAUCAGCUCCAGCUCCAACAGGCCUUGGAUUUUCAGGUGUUCCUGAGCUCUGUGGAGCAGAUUGAAAGUUGGCUCAACAACAAAGAAAUAUUCCUAGAAAAUGACGACCUGAGCAAUUCCUUGGCUACCAUGGAGACCCUACAGUGGAAACAUGAGCGGUUUGAGAAGGGACUGGAGACCCAACUGGAGAAGAUCAAUGCCAUGGAAACCAUGGCUCUCAACCUGAAUCAGAGCCAACACCCUGAGGCCCACUGUAUUGCCAGCAAGUGCCAAAUGGUGCUUUCAAGGAAGGAGAAGCUGCUGGAGAGAAUCCAGGUCCGACGGCACCAUCUAGAGGAAUUCCAGCAGCUACAGAGGUUCCUACAGGACUCCUUUGAGGUAUCCAUGUGGCUGGGUGAGAAAAACCUUGUGGCCUUAGAUGAAGGUUGGCGGGACCCAAGCACCCUGCAGGCCCAGCUGCAGAAGCACCAGAGCUUUCAGGCAGAGCUGGAUGCUAGUGUUGCCCAACUCAAUAGACUGCAGAUGGAAGGAGAGAAACUGUUGAAGGAGGGACAUCCUGCCCUGGUGACCAUUCAGAAACAGCUACAGGAGAUAGGAGGGCUCUGGAGUCAACUGCAGGCCAACUGCCUAAAGAAGGGAACAAAAUUACAGGAUGCUUAUAAGGCCCUGCAUUUCCAGAGGAAAGUGGAGGAGGUGGAGAAGUGGCUGCAGAACAUGGAGGAGGAGCUUCAGGCUCCCCUGGGUGGACAGGACUUAGCAGGUGUGAAGGAGCUGCUGGAAGCACAGGGGGAGCUGGAGGCAGCCAUGGAGGGGCAGGAGGGACUGGUUCAGUCACUGAUGGACCAGGCCCAUGCCUUUGGCUGUGAAGGCCACUUCCUAGCUGGGGAGAUAGAAGAACAGACCCAGAGGUUGCUGCAGAGAUACACAAACCUGAGAGAGCCCCUCCGGGAGCGCCGAGGAGCCUUGGAGUCCAAGAGUCUUCUGUAUCAGUUCUUUCAGGAUGUGGAAGAUGAGCUGGCUUGGGUACAGGAGAAGCUGCCCUUGGCUAGCGCUCAAGACCACGGAACGACUUUGAAUGCUAUUCAGCAGCUCCAAGAGAAGCACCAGAACUUGGAAGAUGAGAUCAGCAACCAUGAGGCUCUGGCCCAGGUAGUACUGGACACAGGUCACAAGCUGGUUCAGGGGGAUCAUUUUGCUGCCAGUGAAGUGACUACCCGGCUACAGCAGCUGAAAACAGCAAUGGGCAGACUUCGGGGGGAGGUGGAGCAGAGAAGAUGGAGGCUACAGCAAGUUCGUGAAGUCCAGCAAUUCCUGACUGAGCUCCUAGAGGCAGAAUCCUGGCUGUCAGAACGAGGUCUUCUCCUGGACAAUAAGGAUCUGGGGCAGAAUGAGGAGGCUUCCCGGGCCAUGCUGCGAAGGCUGGAGGCCACAAGAAAGGAUCUGGAAGGAUUCCAUAUUCGACUUGAGAAGUUGCAGGAGACUGGCACCUGCCUAGAGGGCAGAACCAAUCCAGAGAGCCUGAAGGCGCUGGCAAAUCUGCAGGCUUUGAGGGAGACCCACAAGGGGUUACUGCAGAAGGCCAAGACCCAGGAGCAGGGCCUAAAAGAGCAACAGAAUCUUUAUGGAUUAGAGCGGGAGGCCCAACUCCUGGAUACCUGGUUGGCAGGCAGGCGGGCCACAGCGGAGUCUCCAGACUGUGGACAGGACCUGGAGGAUGUCAAGGUGCUGGAAGAGAAGUUCCAUACUUUCCAAAGGGAAGUGCAGAGCCUGGGCCCAGCCAAAAUCCAGGGGUUUCUCGAGCUGGCUGGCAAUCUGGAACGGGCAGCCCCCAGGUGCUACCCUGAGAUCCAGGCUCAAAGGAGCCGCAUUGAGGACUCCUGGGAACAACUGAACAAAACAAUCAGGACCCGAGCAGAGAACCUGGUGGCUGCCAGAGAAGUCCACGGGUUUAACCAGGCAGCGGCUGAGUUAUGGAGCUGGAUACAGGAAAAGGCUGCCAUGUUGGGUCAAGGAGACUGUGGCCAAGAUCUGUCAUCUGUGCAAUCCCUUCAACGACAGCAGAGGAACCUGGAGCUGGAGCUGGUAGCUAUGGAGAAGGAAACCAAUCGCCUUCGGGCUGAAGCUAGCUGGUUGGGCCGACUAUACCCCACAGUUCAGGAAAGCCUGGCCCAGAGGCUGGGGGAAGUGCAGGAGUCCUGGCACAGCCUGGAGAAGAAGGCUCAGCACCGAGGCCAGCAGCUGCAACAAGCUGAAUGCGGUCACAUGUUCCUAAGCCACUGUAGAGAGCUGCUAAGCCUGACACAAGAGAUGAAAAGGUUAGUCAUGCUGGAAGAACCAUCUGGGGACAUGCCUGGAGCAGAGCAACAACUGCUGCAGCAUGAGGAGCUCGGACAGGACAUCGAGGAACACUGGCUCCUGGUGCAGGAUGCCCAACAAGAAGGAGAGCAGCUGGCAGGCAGUGGACACUUUAUGGCCCAAGAGGUAAAGGAGUGGCUACAAGAGCUGGGAGACCAGAUGCAAGAAUUACAGGAGGAGUGGGCACAUCGCCAGAGUCUGUACAAGGAAAACUGGGAGCUACAGAAGCUCCGACAGGACCUGGAAAAGGCUGACAUCUGGCUGAGCUCACGGGAGGGCCUCCUCCUGGACCCCAACCUCGGGAAUUCAGUGUCAGAUGUAGAAGAACUACUCAGAAAGCACCAAGACCUUGAGAAGAUAUUGGCAACUCAGGAAGAGAAGUUUGACCAGCUACAGAGGAAGACUAAGAUUGAUCAGAAGCUCCAGGAGCAAAUAGAAAUGGAAGGUUUAAAGUCCAAGAGCAUGGAAAAGAGAAGUAUACGCAUCCUGUCCUUCAAGAAGAGGCACCCAGAAUGCCUGGCAUCAGGAGCAAAACUGGCUGAGAGGAGAAACCUACAGAAGAAAAUCCCCUUCCAGCCCUGGACUCCUUUCACCACCAUCUUCUCCCCAUUGCAAACAACCAAGCAGCACAUCCCCCUGCAAGAGAGGGAGCCAAGUAGGAAGCAGCUCUUGGGGAUGAGAGGAACGAGUUCUGCUUCCUUCCUGUCUCCUGGAACCAUAUUAAACCCCAGGGAUCCUCCUACCCUGGAGGGGUUAAAAAAACUGAAGGAGAAACAACAGUUCUUGCCUUCAAGGAGACCCGAUGGUGCUUCUUCCCCAGCCCCCCACAAUCGGGCAGAAGCCCAAUACAGAAAGCUGAGUGGCUGCCUUGAAAGGAAGGCCCCAUGCUACUUGAGUGCCAAGCACAAUAAGGGUCAUGAAAUCCCGCUUACAACGUCACUGGAAGGGCCCGCUGGUCUCUCUCUGCAAGUCCUGAGUAGCAGUACUGCUCUUCCUGAGCCCCAAGGAUUAAACCUAGAACCCAGAGCCAGACCUCUCAGCUUCUUGAGUGGGAACCCAGCUGAAAAACUGGCAAGCACGAUCAUCCUCCCCAGGAGGACGCCUUCCUUUAAGCUCCAGAGGAAGACUGAAUUUAUAGAGAGAGAGACUCCAGCCUUCACACUGCCUCCAGUUCUUGGCCACCUCAUUGGCCCUGGAACGUCAGAUGAGGCAGUGAGGGUGCCCGACCUCAGCACAUUGGGGAAAGAAGAAGCUCUAGAAAGAUGCUGGAGAAACUAUGGUUCAGGAGAGGACACGAGGAAGGAGUAGUGCACAGUGUUCUCCAAAGCAGAGCCCUUCACCCCAGCACCUCAGCCCUGAAGUUUUUCUCCAAAUUUUUAAGAAACCCCCAAAACCAUCUCAUUUUAUCCCUCCCAGGUUCUGCUGCUUAGACGGCAUAUGACCCAACCUCUUAAGGUGCCUUCCAAUUUUCAAUCAAUGAUCCUUCGACUUCAAUUCAAAUCUUGCCUCUGAGGCUUACCACCUGUGUCACCUUGGAUAAAUCACAACCUCUCUGGGCCAUCAGUAAAAUGAUAUGUUUGGAUCCAA
Molecule: messenger RNA, 11979 nt
Organism: Monodelphis domestica (gray short-tailed opossum)
Lineage: Eukaryota; Metazoa; Chordata; Mammalia; Didelphimorphia; Didelphidae
Source: RefSeq, a predicted model, not a curated record